Messenger RNA from Brachypodium distachyon (stiff brome), 985 nucleotides. RefSeq lists its product as uncharacterized. The coding region runs from base 230 to 985 and encodes 251 amino acids. Lineage: Eukaryota; Viridiplantae; Streptophyta; Magnoliopsida; Poales; Poaceae. The transcript has 4 exons. The record is from RefSeq and is a predicted model, not a curated record.
AAGAUGUUGAUUCUUCCUCCUGAUGUUCUUAAACUUUUUUCUAAUGCUGAUUGAUCAUUCCGAGUUAACCGAUUUUAAAUUUAAGUAGUAACAUAAUGUAAGAUUCACUUCACUAUGGUAUGUCCACAAGUCAGCGCUUCCUCCCUCGACUAAUUAACCGCCACGGGGAGGGAGUUAACCGUGCGCGAGCGCCUUUCUGGCAUCUGACGGGAGUUGGUUAAACUAAAAGAUGGGAUCCGUCAUCGGCACGGCGGCGAACGGCGUCGGCACGUUCCUCGGCAACGCCUUCGCCGCGCCCUUCAGGAGUCUCUUCGGCGUGUCCUGCGAGGCCGUUUGUUCAGGGACGUGGGACGUGGCCUGCUUCCUGGAGCACCUGUGCAUGUCCAGUCUAGCCAGGCUCUUCAUGGUCCUGGUCCUCUCAUACAUCAUGCUGUUGCUGGCGUACCUGAUGUGCAAAGUGGGCAUCAUCCAGUGCGUGGUGAAGAAGGGCUGCAAGAUGUCGGCGGCGGCGUGCUCGGGCUGCUGCCACGUGCUGGGGGCCUCGUCCUGCUUUCUCUGGCGCAAGCUGCGGGACACCAAGCGCGUGCACCGCGGCCGCCGCAGGCGCCGGCCUCCUGACAUCGAAGAAGCAGGACGACGUGCCGGAUCGAGCUCCGAAGAAGAGGACUCCGACGACGAUGCUGAUGAUGGUGGGAGGAGCGUGAGAAGGCGGAGCAGGGCGAGAGAGGGGUCGUCGUCGGUGAGGGAGAGGAGGAAGGACAGGUUGCGGCGGGCGCUGAGCCUGAGGAAGAUGGCGCCCAAGAAGGAGCACGCGAUCACGGAGCAGAGGCACUUCAGGCGGAAGCUCUACGCCUACACCCACAACAGGCCAGGAUGGACAUGGCGUGACUCCUGGGGCCUGAUCUCGUUAUGGAAGGACUUGGCGUGCAUCCUGGAACUUGACGAAGAUCGUUUCAAGACGAUUCUUGAUGGUGUGUGGGGGUGA